Molecule: messenger RNA, 5322 nt
Organism: Gorilla gorilla gorilla (western lowland gorilla)
Lineage: Eukaryota; Metazoa; Chordata; Mammalia; Primates; Hominidae
Gene: ZNF648
Product: zinc finger protein 648
Exons: 2
Coding region: 284-1990 (568 amino acids)
Biological process (GO): regulation of transcription by RNA polymerase II
Molecular function (GO): DNA-binding transcription factor activity, RNA polymerase II-specific; RNA polymerase II cis-regulatory region sequence-specific DNA binding
Source: RefSeq, a predicted model, not a curated record
CUAUUUCCCAGGCUGCUCUCUGGAUGCAGGCAGGAAGGUUGAGUGUAUUACACUGGCCCCACCUCCAGAGGCUCUCUCUGCAGCCGCUGGACUGGACACAAAGCGUGAGAGACAGAGACACCAUCUCUGCUGAUUUGUACCUAACUGGUUCCUGUUGCUGAGAGCCCACGUGUCACAGAAGCCAGGGCAGAGGCCCCACACUGCUGUCUGCAUUUCCCAGGUAUCCUGAGCCAAGCAGGAUACUCCUCCUCAGAGGAGCAGGCAAUAGAAGCGCCUGAACAUCAUGGCACAAGUGGACUCCCAGGACAGGUGGGGAGAGGCGUCUCCUCUCAGCAGCUUGACUGAGGAGGCUCAUGACACCCAGAUGCUGAGCAUGAACUUAGAGAGUGACGAUGAAGAUGGUGGGGAGGCCGAAAAAGAGGGCACCGCUGACCCGGUGGCCUGUCCAAGGGGCAGCUCCCCAGUAACACACGAAAAUCCUGACUUGCCAUGGCCCCAUCCACUGGGCAAAGAGGAAGAGAAAUUCUCUGACUCCUCCAGUGCUGGGGGCAUGGGGCAGAAACCAGUGGAAAUGUCUGGGAAAGCCAGUUGGAGCAGAGAUGUGACAAAGAUCAAGGAGACCCAGGGUUCCCCGGGAGCAAGCAGAGCUCUGGGUACCCUUCCCAGUGGUCUCGCACACAAAUUGUUAGGUCAAAUGCAACCUCUUGGGGACCGACUACCUGCGGGUGAUGAUGGAGACUCGAGGGCAAACCAGGACGCAGUCUUGGAUGUCCCAUCCAGCUUCCCCAGCAAUGGAAAGUAUCUCUGUGCGCACAAAAGUGUAGACACGUCCGCAGGGAACUCUUCUCUGUUGUGUUUCCCCAGGCCGGGGAGCAACUGGGACCUUCCCACGCAAGAGACACAUACACCAGCCCAGGCGUCGGCCACCCCAGCCAGCCUGGCUGCCGCGGUCCUGGCAAAAGCGCGGAACAGCAGGAAAGUACAGAACCAGGCGGGCCGGCGCGAGGGCGGAGAGGCUGAGGCGCGUCCCUACAGGUGCCUGCGGGGCGGGCGGGCCUUUCAGAAGCCCAGCAAGCCGCUGAGCCCCGCGGAGACGCGCGGCGGCGCCGCCAAGCGCUACGCGUGCGAGCUAUGCGGGAAGGCCUACUCCCACCGUGGCACACUCCAGCAGCACAGGCGCCUGCACACGGGCGAGCGGCCCUACCAGUGCUCCUUCUGCGACAAGGCCUACACCUGGUCCUCCGACCACCGGAAGCACAUCCGCACCCACACAGGCGAGAAACCCUACCCGUGUCCAGACUGCGGGAAGGCCUUCGUGCGCUCUUCGGACCUGCGCAAACACCAGCGCAACAUGCACAGCAACAAUAAGCCCUUCCCGUGCUCCGAGUGCGGCCUGACCUUCAACAAGCCGCUGUCGCUGCUGCGCCACCAGCGCACGCACCUGGGCGCCAAGCCCUUCCGCUGCCCCGCCUGCGACCGGGAGUUCGCUGUGGCCAGCCGCAUGGUGGAGCACCAGCGCGUGCACUCGGGCGAGCGGCCCUUCCCCUGUCCCACCUGCGGCAAGUGCUUCACCAAGUCCUCCAAUCUGUCCGAGCACCAGACGCUGCACACCGGCCAGAGGCCUUUCAAGUGCGCUGACUGCGGCGUGGCCUUCGCGCAGCCCUCGCGCCUCGUGCGCCACCAGCGCAUCCACACUGGCGAGAGGCCCUUUCCUUGCACGCAGUGUGGCCAGGCCUUUGCCCGCUCUUCGACCCUGAAGCGGCACCAACAGAUCCACUCCGGGGAGAAGGGAUUCCUCUGUGCCGAGUGCGGCAGGGCCUUCCGCAUUGCCUCUGAGUUGGCCCAGCACAUACGAAUGCACAACGGAGAGAGGCCCUACCAGUGUGAGGACUGCGGCCAGGCCUUCACCAGGUCCAAUCACCUCCAACGACACCGAGCCAAGCACGGCACCUGCAAGAAGGAGCCCAUCCCUUCCUCCUCUGACGAGUGAAGAUAGCAUCGUCGACCUCACUACUUGGAACCUUCCCAGGUGGACCCACUCGCAUGGUAUUGCCAGCCUCACUGGUCAGCCUCGCCUCCCAGUAGGUCGCGGGUCAUGAGUGGUCUAUUUGAUUAUUUAUUUGAUCCCUUGAACAGAAAGUCACCACCGAGAGAGCACGCAGGUGGGUGGUUUCACAUCAGUGGUUCUGAGUGUCCGAGGUCAUAAGCAAUUGGAAAAGGGAAAGACAAAGUAGUGGGAGCUGAUCAAACGUUGAGUUCCUUGGGUUGGGGAACCUGAAUCAAUCAGAAACUGCUUCUAGAAUUACAUGCUGGGCACUGGGCAGGGCUCCAGGGAUAAGGUGGGGAAAAAGACUAACCUGUCCUACCCUCAAAGCCAUAUGCAAAUACUGAAAAGAAGGCAUGAGGGGCUGGUCCUCUUUAGAGAAAGAUGCUUUUUGGUUUUUAUAUAAAUAAAGGAAUCCCCAGAAGUGGUCCCUGUGAUGAACUCCCCCGAAGCAACGCCGUUUUUGGAGGAACUCAAACCCAGUCCAACAUCCCAUCAUUUCACUUGACUGCAGAAAUGGCUUUACCCUUAGGAUAUAUCUUUAUGAGUCUUGGCUUUGAAGUGGAGAAGGGCUUUAUCUUAGAGAAGGUGGUUUAUGUCAUAUUCCAGUUAUUCUAGAAGUUCAGGACAGCCUUAGCAUCUGAAAAAGAAGCCCAUUCCUCUUUAUAGUGGAAUUUAGUAAGUAGAUCUAACCCGAGUCUCCCCCACAGAAUUCAUAUAAAUUCAUAUAUGCCUUCUCUCUGGCUGCCUCUUUUCCUGUUUGCACUCUGAGGGCUUAAGUCAUAUGUGAUAUUUACAAAGCAAUUGGCCCAUUUACAGAGAGACAUAUAUAAUUUCUCCACAAAGGCUUGACCAUGGUUCAUGAAACCGUUUGGGUUCAUUUAAAUUUGUCUGAAUCGUUAGUCUUGACUUGAAGUGAACAAAACACCCUUUGCCCAAGUGCCAUUGGCUUGUCUGCAUUUCAAAAUCAUUAAAACCAGGUAUGGAAGCCUACGUGCUCACAGUUAUCUAAUGAGGUUAUUUCAAAGUUUGCAUUACUAACAGCCAUUCUGCAAAGUGUAUUGAUGCGUAUAGUGAUCUGUAUAAAGUCAGUAGUUUUUAGCUGAACCUCAACUGUGAGGAAUCUAUGACUCCACAGAUGUCCUUGGUGCACAUAGGCAAACGGCACUUCUCAUCUUACUGAAGUUAAAUAAGAUAUUCCAUAAGAAGGUAUAGUGCCCUUUUUGGGGGAGUACCUUUAGUAUAUUCCUAAAAUUGCCACCAAAGAAUGCCAAAUCUGAAUUUCUCUUGGUUUCCGCCUGAUUUGGAACUAGGGUGUGACCUCUAAAUAGCAUUCUCAUGACACAUGGGGGCGCCAAAGAGAAGUAAGAGAGAUAGCUAGAUAGCUAGAUAGUCUUGUGUCUUGUUUGACCAAGGUAACCUUAAUAAAAGAGUCCCUCCCCAUCCUUUACUGUUGAUGGGACCUUGGGCUUCAGUUUCUGCAUCUGCAUUGGCAAAAUAGAAAUGAUAGUAGUAGGUAAAAGUUAGAGUGAUCCUACUAUAUGACGGAAACUUUGGCUGGAUGCAAGAGCUUUAAAUUGGUAGAAAAGUCACAAGAUGAGCUUGUGACUAUGAAGAGAGCAAAAGCUAAAUUUUUUUUCUAGAUAAUCAGUAAAAUAUUUGAAGACUGAAGGAUUACUCCUUUUCAUUGUAUCCUUUCUUGAAGAUGGUCAUUAGUAUAGUUUUUACAAAUUAAAAAAUUUGGUUUUGUUUUAUAAUUUUUAUGGAGUUGUUCGCCAAAGCCUGGUUGCAUAGGAGUCACCUGGGCUGUUUGUUAACCAUAUAACUUGCUGAACCCUAACCUUGAAUACUGAUAAAGGUCUGCAGUGUGGUAUCUAGGUAUGGCUUCCACAUGGGCAUAGCUUUGGAGAAGGAGUGAGCGUACUUGUUAAUAGGCAGAAAUGCUGGAUUUGCUUGUGCUGGGUAUCUUUGGUGCUGUAUACUAUGUUUCUGGAAUAUAAGGGGUAGAAUGUACUGAACAGGUCCAAGAGAAGUUCAUUAGUCCUUCAGGCCUUUCACAAAACAACUCAGAUUUUAAGGAAAAUUGUCCCAACCAGUCUUUUCUCACAUCAACUGCAAGGGUCAUGCUGAGUAGGUAUUAGAGAAGAAAGGAAUCCCAUUGGAACCAGUAGUCACAGAUCACUGGACCAGACAGUGGUACACAAGUAGAAGGCAACAGUACAUGGAGUGGACAAAAGAGAAGCCAACCAGCUGUGAGGUGGCUUGGGACAAAUUCUGCCCAGUAGAGUCUGUCCAUUCAGAGUGGGGGUAGUUGAGUCACAUCUUUGGAGAAGAAUCAAUGCUUGAAGACAGGUUAUUCUGUCUUGCAUUUGUGCCCCAAAUUAUGCCGAGCUACUUUCUGGUUUUCUAUUAACCUACUGUACAUCACAGCACACAAUCUUAUUUCUCUGUUAUGUAAUUAAAAAUCAGGGUAAAGCCAGGUGUGGUGGCUCAUUCCUGUAAUCCCAGCACUUUGGGAGGCUGAGGUGGGAGGAUUGCUUGAUCCCAGGAGUUUGAGACUAGCCUGGGCAACAUAGUGACACCCCCAUCCCUUUAAAAAAAAAUUUAAAAAUGAGCCAGGUUGGCCAGGUGCGGUGGCUUAUGCCUAUAAUCCCAGCACUUUGGGAGGCUGAGGUGGGUGAAUCACCUGAGGUCAGGAAUUCGAGACCAGACUGGCCAACAUGGUAAAACCCCAUCUCUACUAAAAUUACAAAAAUUAGCUGAGCAUGGUGGCAGGUGCCUGUAAUCUCAGCUACUCGGGAGGCUGAGGCAGGAGAAUCGCUUGAACCCAGGAGGCGGAGGUUGCAGUGAGCCAAGAUCACACCAUUGCACUCCAGCCAGGGUGACAAGAGUGAAACUCCAUCUCAAAAAACAACAACAAAAAAAAUGAGCUAGGCGUGGUGGCACACACACAUAGUCCCAGCUACUGGGGAAGCUGAGGCAAGAUGAUUACUUGAGCCUAAGAGGUGGCGGCCGCAGUGAGCUGUGAUCAUGCCACUGCAAUUCAGCCUGAGUGACAGAGUGAGAUGCUGUCUCAAAAUAAAUAAAAUAAAAUAAGGGCAGGGCCUUCUUUGUGACAAAAAGAAUUUAAAGCUUCUCUCUGGGUUAAUGCUAUUUCCACAGUACAGGUUGCCAAAAUUAAUUUGAAUAUACCCAGUAAAAAUGUUCAUUUAUAAGUUUCCACUUAAUAAAAAUUCCCCUGAUGGGUUCACCAGUCUAUAGUGCUCAUGACUUGUAUU